CCGCCGCGGCCGCCACCAUGCAACAACAACCCCCUCCACCACCGCCGAGCAUGAUGAGCAACAGCAGCAACGAGCAACCCUUCUUCCCGGACGAGCCUGCCCGUCCCAUUGUCCGCACAGCGAUCCCCGGCCCAGAAGCGAAGAAGACGAUUGCACAUCUCGACCGUGUGUUCGAUACGAGGAGUUUGAACAUGAUGGCCAACUAUCAGAACUCGUAUGGCAACUACAUCGCUGAUGUGGACGGGAAUGUGUUGUUGGAUGUGUAUGCGCAGAUUGCAUCAAUUCCAGUCGGAUACAGCAAUCCUAGCUUGAUGCUCGCGGCCACAAGCCAGGACAUGGUGUCUGCCCUGAUCAACCGACCCGCACUCGGCAACUUCCCUCAACACGACUGGGCCGAGAUCCUCGAGACGGGCAUCCUACGAGUAGCACCAAAAGGUCUAAACCAAGUUUUCACCGCGCAAGCCGGCAGCGACGCCAACGAACUUGCCUACAAAGCCGCCUUUAUGUGGAAACGCCGCAUGGAGCGCGGCGGCGCCGACGCACCCUUCACUCAGCAAGAAAUGGACAGCGCCAUGAACAACCAAGCCCCCGGCGCUCCCGACCUCUCCAUCAUGUCCUUCCGCACGGGCUUCCACGGGCGUCUCUUCGGCUCGCUGUCGACGACCCGCAGCAAGCCCAUCCAUAAACUCGACAUCCCCGCCUUCGACUGGCCGCAAGCCGCCUUCCCGCAGUUAAAGUACCCUCUCGAAGCGCAUGCUGAGGAGAAUGCAAGAGAGGAGCAGCGCUGCCUGGACGAAGCAGAAAAGCUGAUGACCACCUACCACAACCCUGUCGCCGCCAUCAUCGUCGAACCAAUUCAAUCCGAAGGUGGCGAUAAUCACGCCUCCCCCGCCUUCUUCAAAGGCCUCCGUGCUCUGACUCGCAAACACAACAUCCUAAUGAUCGUCGACGAAGUCCAAACCGGCGUCGGCGCAACGGGCAAAUUCUGGGCGCACGAGCACUGGAAUAUGGAGGACCCACCGGACAUGGUGACGUUCUCCAAGAAGGCGCAGACCGCUGGUUAUUACUUCGGUAACCCGGAUUUGAGACCGAACAAGCCGUAUAGGCAGUUCAACACGUGGAUGGGUGACCCGGCGCGGGCGUUACUCUUCCGCGCUAUAAUCCAAGAAAUCGAACGCUUAGAUUUGGUCAAGAAUACCGCUGUGACGGGCGACUAUCUUUACGCUGGGCUGGAGAACCUCGCCAGCAAGUACCCGGGUGAGGUCGAGAACCUGCGUGGAAAGGGGCAGGGCACGUUCAUUGCGUUCGACUCGCCCAGGCGGGACGAAGUGCUCGCCAAGGCCAAGGGCGUCGGUAUCAACAUUGGUGGAUCUGGUGCGCAGGCAGUGAGGUUGAGGCCGAUGCUUAUCUUCCAGAAGAAGCAUGCGGAUAUCUUUUUGGAGGGAAUGGAAAAGGUGUUCGCUUCGUAGGUGUGAGCACGGAGAUGGUGCAGACUGAGUGAUGAAGGACGAAACGAUGUGAUGAACUUGUUCUAUGCAUUUCGGGCGGCGAGGGUGGUCCCUCAUAAACGGGAGGAGGCGUAAGGUGUUAGAGCGUUAGAGCCUGCAAGCUGAGCUACGAGCACAUCAGCGCUGGCAUGCGAUGAUGCAUAGCUAGCCUUUGGUGCAGCACCGAAAGCUUGACUGCGCUAUGUUUAUCGUGUAGCAACAACGAACUCUUUCAAUGCUGAUCUAUAUAUUGUUCUUCUCUUCAAUAUCCUUCGAUAGGUCCCACCCACCCUUCUCCCUCCUCCUCAC
Messenger RNA from Baudoinia panamericana UAMH 10762, 1796 nucleotides. RefSeq lists its product as uncharacterized. Bases 18 to 1469 code for a protein of 483 amino acids. Gene Ontology annotation, biological process: GABA catabolic process. Gene Ontology annotation, molecular function: pyridoxal phosphate binding. Gene Ontology annotation, cellular component: mitochondrion. The transcript has a single exon. Lineage: Eukaryota; Fungi; Ascomycota; Dothideomycetes; Mycosphaerellales; Teratosphaeriaceae. The record is from RefSeq and is a predicted model, not a curated record.